Marmota flaviventris (yellow-bellied marmot) is the source of this 885-nucleotide messenger RNA. Lineage: Eukaryota; Metazoa; Chordata; Mammalia; Rodentia; Sciuridae. The record is from RefSeq and is a predicted model, not a curated record.
AUGGGUUGUCUCCAGAUCAUGUGGGCACUGGGCUCAGGUUCUCUCAUUUCUAUAAUGGGAUUUGUUAAUGGAGGCAUUCAGCUACUAUCCUCAGGUUGGUUAUCCCAGCCCACAGUGAAGUGGAAAGGCCUGCUGGGACAUGAUUUAUCUUCAGAUUCCAAGGUAACUGCAGACAGACAUAGCCCAUUUGUUGUCAACUCCUCAUUUGUAGUCCAAGAGAAUGUUGGAAGCAUAUCAUACUCCAUUCAGCACCCUGACCCUGACCUGAGCCAAGAGUUAGAAUCCAGAGUAUGGAUAAGAGUGGAGGUAACUCUGGACCCAGACACAGCUCACCCACAGCUCUACAUUUCUGAUCUGAAAGCUGUAACAUAUAAGAAAAUGUCCCAGGAGGUGCCUUUCACAGAGAAGAGAUUUAGGAGGAAAUGUGUGGUAGCUUCUCAGUGUUUUCAGACAGGGAAGUGCUACUGGGAAGUUGAUGUAGGACACAAUGAAAAUUGGUUCAUGGGGAUAUGUCAGGAUAAUGAAUCCAGGAAGGCAAAGGACUUAAAUUUGUCUGCCCCAAAUGGAAUCUGGAUCCUUGGACAGUGUAAAUAUGAGCAUUUUACAUUAAAUACCCACAGAAUCAGUAUCUUUUGUAUGCCCUUUACAAUAGUGGGUAUCUUCCUAGACUAUGAGGGUGGGACCAUCUCUUUUUUCAAUGUAAAUAAUCAGUCCUUCAUUUAUACCAUGGCAACUCAGUUUAAAGGUUUAUUGAGGCCAUUUAUAUGUGUAAGCCAUAAGAAUGAAAAUAUGACUCCCAUAAUCAUCUCAGAGGUCAGAAGAGAAGCCUCUUUUCAAAGGAUCCCCACAUCCCCAAACACAGACCAAGAACCUCCCCACAGAUGA